UGGUUACUCCUAUUUCUCAUACAAGUGUUCGAAACCCCCUCUGGGCCGUGUCUGUCCUUGCUAUAUUACGAGAUGCUUAUUAUUACAAACAACAAAUAACAAAUCAAAAUACUCAAAGGAUUUAAAAUGACAGAGGCCGACACAGAUGAUGUUGGUACGAAGUGUAACUUCUCGUUCGCAUUCAACAACAUCAAUUUCUCAGACCGAAUUCUCAACAUUGAGGUUAUACCCGACCCUCAUUUCAUCCGCGCCCAAUCCCAUUCUCUCUCUACCCUCGCUCCAAAUCGUAAGAGACGCAGACUCUCUCUUAUGAAAGCCAAUGAUGUCCUCUUGCAACCUGAGGAAAAAUUAAAUUGUAAUUUACCAGAUGCAGAGGAAGUUGUGGCAAUCACUGAGGCAUCACUUUCAGGUGAUGAAGUUUCUCAUGGCAAUGAUUCAUCAUUGGGCAUGAGUUGGUCAAAAGUUCUUAGAGUUAGGACCAUACAGAUAAGUUCUCCAAUUCUUGCAGAAAAAAGCCCCUUCUUUUACAAGUUGUUUUCAAAUGUGACGCGAGAGUCUAAGCAACAAAAUGUGACUCUUCAAAUCCAUGAUUCUGAAGAGGCUGCCGUUAUGGACCUACUUAAUUUUAUGUAUAGUAAUACUUUAUCAAGAACGACAUCUGCUGCUGUAUUGGACGUGCUGAUGGCUGCAGAUAAAUUUGAGGUUAUGUCAUGCAUAAGGUAUUGCAGUAGGAUGUUGGGGUUAAUGCCUAUGACCUGUGAGUCUGCCUUACUUUAUUUGGAUCUUCCUUCAAACAUUUUGACAUUAGAUGCAAUUCAACCACUGGUAGACACAGCAAAGUUGUUUCUUGCCACACACUACAGAGACAUAACAAAGUUUGCAGAUGAACUGCUGAAUUUACCCUUGGCUGGCAUUGAAGCAGUGCUAUCUAGUGAUGACCUCCAGAUGCCUUCAGAGGAUGUUGUCUUUGAGUUUGUGCUCAAGUGGGCUAGGAUACAUUAUCCAAAAAUUGAGGACCGGAAAGAUGUCCUUGAAGCACGCCUUGGUCGACUCAUCCGUUUUCCAUACAUGAGCUCCCGAAAGCUUAAGAAGGUCUUAACAUGCAAUGACUUCCAUCCUGACUUUGCAUCAAAUGUUGUUCUUGAAGCUCUCUUCUACAAGGCAGAGACACCAUAUCGACAACGGUCUCUUGCUGCACAAGAUGCUGGCACCACCUACUCUCGAUUGGUGGAGCGAGCUUACAAGCUCCGCCAUGUGAAGGUGGUUGAAUUUGCAUUGCCCCGUCCACGGUGUGUGGUAUACCUGGACCUAAAGAAAGAAGAAUGUGCACAAUUUUUUCCUAAUGCUCGAAUUUACUCUCAAGCAUUCCCCCUAGGGGAGCAAUGGUUUUUCUUGUCAGCUCGCUGCAAUAUGGACCAGCAAAAUGCAUCUCAUUGCUUUGGGCUUUUCUUAGCAGUGCAAUUCAAGGGAUCAGUAUCUCUUCAUGUUGACUAUGAAUUUGCUGCUAGAUCAAAAUCGACUGAGGAGUAUAUAAGCAGGUGCAAGGGAGAUUAUACUUUCACGGCGGGCAAGGCUGUAGGGUAUAGGAACCUGUUUGGUAUUCCAUGGACUGCAUUCAUAGCAGACGAUAGCCAUUUUUUCAUCAAGGGAUUACUUCAUCUAAGGGCUGAACUUACUAUUAGACAAUGACUCCUUUGUAGGAUUGGUGCUCUCUACUUUCUAGCUUUUGAUGACUAAUGUCCUAUAUUUUUCUGUCUCUAACUGCAUUAAGGAGAUGAAAGAAUAGGAUUUGGUGUAAUUAUACAUACUAAUAAUUUGAUUGUAGAAUAGUUCCGAACUGGUGUAGACAUUGACUGUCAUGACAUUGCUUACUCGAACUGGUGUAAAUACUGAACGAUGUCACACUAUCACAUUCAUAAUUAACCCACCUCGGUCUUAUAUUUAUGUA
Glycine soja is the source of this 1948-nucleotide messenger RNA. RefSeq names its product BTB/POZ domain-containing protein POB1-like. The coding region runs from base 127 to 1689 and encodes 520 amino acids. Lineage: Eukaryota; Viridiplantae; Streptophyta; Magnoliopsida; Fabales; Fabaceae. The transcript has 6 exons. The record is from RefSeq and is a predicted model, not a curated record. Gene Ontology annotation, biological process: response to red light. Gene Ontology annotation, molecular function: protein binding. Gene Ontology annotation, cellular component: nucleus.